Marmota flaviventris (yellow-bellied marmot) is the source of this 1319-nucleotide messenger RNA. RefSeq names its product BAG cochaperone 1 (gene Bag1). Lineage: Eukaryota; Metazoa; Chordata; Mammalia; Rodentia; Sciuridae. Gene Ontology annotation, molecular function: adenyl-nucleotide exchange factor activity; protein-folding chaperone binding. Gene Ontology annotation, biological process: protein stabilization. The record is from RefSeq and is a predicted model, not a curated record. Gene Ontology annotation, cellular component: cytoplasm; cytosol; membrane.
AUGCGCAAGCGCAGUGUUCCUGACCCUUUUUCCGAGUUUUCAGCUCCGCCUUCCCCGAGAGGAAUUCAGAGCUUUGGAAGGGGUGGGGAGGAAACUGCAGGAGGAGGGGCCUCAGUGGAGGAAGUGGGCGGGACUUCAGGUAGCAAGACGCGGCGUUUAGCUCCCGCCGCUGGGCGGUCAACUAGCGCGGGCCUGGCGGAACGGGGCGGCGCACGGAGACCGCGAGGCGACCGGGAGCGGCUGGGCCCCCGGCGGCGCGCCCCUCGGCCGGGCGGGGAGUCGCGCCAGUCGGAGUCCCAGGCCGCGCGCGGCCUGCCUCGCUCUCAGCGUCCAUCUGUCCGGAGUGCAGCUAGCGGGCAUGACCGAUCCACCAGGGGCGCCGCCGCCGCCGGCGCUCGCAGGCCGCGGGUGAAGAAGGUUCGUCCCCGCUCGACGCGGAGCGAGAAGGUGACCCAGGCCGAGGAAGCGCCCCGGGCCAAGGAGGAGACCCGGGCGGAAGAGGUGGCACCGACUGGAGAGGUGACCCAAACCCAGGAAAUGGCGGCAGCCGAGCUCUGCGUGACCAUCACCCACAACAAUGAGAAGUAUGACCUUCAUGUUACCCCACAGCAAGGCAGCAAUGAACCAAUUGUCCAAGACCUGGCCCAGGUUGUGGAAGAAGCCACAGGGGUUCCACUGGCUUUUCAGAAACUCAUAUUUAAGGGAAAAUCUUUGAAGGAAAUGGAGACACCAUUGUCAGCACUUGGAAUACAAAAUGGCUGCCGGGUCAUGUUAAUUGGAGAAAAGAAUAGUCCAGAGGAAGAGGCUGAAUUAAAGAAGUUGAAAGAUUUGGAGAAGUCAGUGGAGAAGAUAGCUGACCACCUGGAAGAUCUGAAUAAAGAACUUACUGGAAUCCAGCAGGGUUUUCUGGCUAAGGAUUUGCAAGCUGAAGCUCUCGGCAAACUUGAUAGGCGAGUAAAAGCCACAAUUGAGCAGUUUAUGAAGAUCUUAGAGGAGAUUGACACAAUGAUCCUACCAGAAAAUUUCAAAGACAGUAGGCUAAAAAGGAAGGGUUUGGUGAAAAAAGUUCAGGCAUUCCUAGCUGAGUGUGACACAGUGGAGCAGAACAUCUGCCAGGAGUCUGAGCGGCUGCAGUCUACAAACUUGGCCCUUGUUGAGUGAGGUGCAGUGGAGAAUGGUGCUGACUGAAGAACAGCUCUGUCCUCUCUGGAACAGAAAUUGCCUGUUUCUCCAUAGCUGUUAAAGGCAACUGGCCAAUUAUCAAUUUUCCUACUCCUACACCACUUCUCAAUGAAAAAGUACUAUCUUUGCAACCUUAA